This is a messenger RNA of Aspergillus calidoustus, 1563 nucleotides long. The record is from the annotation of a GenBank genome assembly. Lineage: Eukaryota; Fungi; Ascomycota; Eurotiomycetes; Eurotiales; Aspergillaceae.
CUCAGCCAUUACGCCAUACAGGAAGCUGGACGCUACGCCUCUACACGCAAGACGAAAGCCAAUUUUCUUUUGGCUUUGAGAUAUCAUGCGUGGAUUAAAUUAAACUCGUACGCCACAGUACAGAGAGUGCAGAGUUGGUACUGUGGGAAAGAGAAUACUAAGGACAGAACCACUUCAGCUUCAGUUUCAUCUAGGUUGCCCAACCACAAUGAAUACAGGGAAAGUCAAAACUAGUGUCACCCUGGGGACGGUUAUUUUGGAUCCAAGCCCUAUGCAAGAAUGCACUACCAAGGGUGCUGCUAUAUACCCAGGAAGAGUGGCCCACUCGCCUUUGGAAUUGCCGUUAGUGUUGGCGUUGUGCCUGAACCACUGGUCACAACAAAAGUGCUAACCACGAAAGCCCCGGAAGCGGCAUCCUCCGAUAAUGUAAACAUGGCAAACAAAUUCGCGAAGGCGGGGUCCUGAGAAUCUACGUAUUCUUCUUUCACUUCUGUAGUCUAAGGGAAAUUCUGGGGUUACUUAGCACUGAGACGGCCAACAAGUGACACAACAUUAUCUGCUAGCUUUGCAACCAGGAUUUGCUUUUACCAUCGUUUUCUUCUGGAAUCUUCAGGCGAGAGCACAAUGAGCGCGCGAGCGGCAGUUGACGAUCCUCAUUUCCGCGAAGCCACCCAAGUGAGGCCGCCGACUGGGAUGGAAAUUUUAGGAAAUACGAACGAAAUAUCUCUCCGGGAUGUGCUUUGGAGUCUUAUGCGGAAGCUCUGUUCGACCGUUAGGUUACUUGGAGUGUCACACUGCGAGACAUACUGGAACUUCCGGCGAAUGGCAAAGUAUUCUCUUCAACUUCACGAACAAUACAUCGACGCGGAGGGCACAACGGAGGUUGCAGUCGGACAAAUCUUUGGAUUUCUUAGAUUUUCUUCCCAAAAUCAACACGAAAGAGUAUGCGACCUUGUCCGCACAUCCUCUCUGGAGGAUAUGAGCCCUGACUUUUCGCAAACACGAUUUGCAGCGAAAUGGUCUUACCAAUUAGAGAUCUCAAGAGCUCCAACAGAAGCCGGUCAGUUCGAUGCUUGGGUUCAUGAGCAGCUUGACCAAAUGAUCUUUAUCGAGGAACUGUGCCGGUCUUUGCAUCGAUUUGUUGGUGACCGAGGACCAAACGAACGCAGUGUUUGCCAAAGAAUGUUUGAUGAGGGCCGCUACAGGGAGCGGGAGGGAUGGGCGCUAUGGGCUGGACGCAUGGGCUAUGCGGGAACUCGUCGGUUUGUUUACUAUUUUGCGAAGAAGUAGACUAUGAUGCCAGGACUAAGUUGGAGUUCAUUUCGGCUACAUACCGAAUAUCUUAGUGUUGAAGGAGAUUUUCAAAAUAGUACUCCUGUUGCAGCCAGCAGCCUCUACCAUCGGCGUAUGGAUAGUUGUCCACUGUGGAGCAUAUCGAAGAUAAGCUUGUUUAUCCUUCACACAGUAGAUCAAAGUUUGCGAGCGGCUGCUGGGUUUCGUCUUUCCUUCAACGAGUUAGUUCUGUUUUCUGAGUAAGACUCGAGCUCAAGUUGGAGUGUUCAC